AUGUCUCACCACAGUUCGUCCGACACGUCGCCGACGGGCGCCCAGCCCGUGACGGAGGACUCGAUCAAGUUUCUUGAGCACCAUUUGGAAAGGCGGCCCGUUGCCAAGCGCGCCUGUCUGGCGUGCAGAGAGAAGAAAAUCAAGUGUGACGGAGAAGUCCAGCUCGACGCCAGUGGGAACAACAAGAGCUACGAGAAGUGCACGAAUUGCGUCCAGGCGGGGAUAGAGUGUGUGUUUGUGCCCAGCCGACGUGGUGGACGGCGCAGAAAGGAGUACUCGACCGACUCCAGAACGGCUCCUCAGUCGGUCACCUCAUCCUCGGUCAACGACGAGGGCAGUUUCAAGCGACACCAUUUCGACCCGUCCAAGCGGUUUGGCAACUUCGGUGCGCCCGACGCACAUCCAGACAUGUUUGGACGCCACCGCCACCACCCGGGUCCGGGCAGGUUUGGGUCUGGCUCCAACUACCUGCCUCCACCCUUUGCUCGGUACGAGGAGUCGGGCAAGCGCGGCGACAAGCACGGGUUUGGCUACGACAAGCGCGACCCCAAGGCCAUGUAUUACCAGGAGCCGUACUUCUACUACGACGAUCACCACCUUCCAGCACCAACGUUACUCCCACCUCCUCCUCCUCCUGGACUGGGGCUGCCUCCACCACCUCCUCCACUGGGUUUUCCUCCGCCCCCUGGUGCGUUCCUGCCUCACCACCGAUUCCACAGAAUGCGGCACCACCACCACCGCCACCCGCACAUGCACCACGACUGGUUCCACCACCAUGGCUACGGGUUCCCGUAUCCUCCUCCAUCCCCGGGGAUGCAUUCGCCGUACCCGUACUCCGACAACGAGAGCCGCAUGUCGAGCUCUUUCUCGGGACCAGGCGGCUUGAAACGCCCAGCCAUGUCGUCGGUGGCCCCCUCGAGCCCGACGCGGAUCGACGACAAUGCGUCAAAACACUCUUCUAGCACCGAGGACUGGGUCAAGAAGCAGAAACAGUACCACGAAAAUGAAACCAGCAACGACGACGACAUGAGCGCUUCUGGUUCGCCGCAGCCGUCGUCCGAGUCCCCGCUGAUUCUGAAACCCUCGUUCACCGAACCAGAGCUUGCCCGACUGGGGCUCCCGCCUUGGAAAACCAUCUACACGGUGAUCCAGUUGUUCUACAAGUACGUCCAUAUUGCGUACCAGAUGCUGCCGAACCUGACGCUGUUUGUGGACCGUCUCUCGCUCACGGACGAAGACGUGGCCAUGAUCUGUAUCAUCUUCCGCAUAGCUGCCCGAUACAUGAACCUGAACGAGGUGGACAACAAACUGUUUUUGGACGACCAUUAUUGGGCCCAGCAGUGCGAAAAGUACUACCAGAGCUUGUCAAUCCGGUCAGAACUGCUGCUCCAGACAAUGACCUGCGACAGCGGCGACGACGACCAGCUGCUACGCUGCUACAGUCUGAUCAAGGUGGCCGGAUACCUGGAAGUUUACAAAGCAAAGACAAACAGCGAGUACGCAGAGAUGCUCGAGUUUGCAACCGAAAAACAGCUCACCGACCGCGAAUGUACUAUACGAGCUAUCUGGAACGUUUACAAGUUCCAAACUUUCCGCAGACUCAACUUUGGAUAUCCGUACAGGCACAAGGGGUAUCUCAAGUUCCCCGGACAGCUGGAGUUCCCGAUGGAGGACAUGGCGUACUACCGGUCGUCCAAGUGGCCGCGACUGUUUAAGAAGACUUUUAAGAAGGUGUUGUCGUUUUCGCAGGUGAACGUGAACGAUUUGUCUACAGAGACGAUUCCAAACUCCGUGCUGGCCAUCUUGUCGUGUUAUUUCUUCGACGAGAUCAUGGACAGCAUCUACGGCAACGCGUUGUUGCCCGAGAACGUGGUCAAGUACGACUCGCAGCUCAACAAGAUGGCCUCGUUGCCCGAGUUCAAGCCGUACACGGUGGAAAACAACCACAUACUGGUGGACGGCAACGUGCUGCUGUCCAAUUUCAUCAACAACCUGUCGCUCAUUACGCUGCACUCGUCCAUUUGCUGGUCCCUGCUGCCGUUCCGCCCAAAAGACGACACUAAUAGCCCGAGCCCGCUGCUGCUGAUGAACGAGUUCCCGUCUCCGUUCCCCGACCAGGUCGAGUCCAGCACGGACGAGCGUCUGUGGCGGUCGCUGGUGGUGUGUCUCAAGGCGUCGUGCGCGAUUGCGUCGCUGAUCCAGCUCGGCGAAGGCAUCUGUGCUGAGUCGCUCAGCAUGAACACCAUCUUGCCCGUCAGCGUGGGGCCGUUUUCUACAAGCGACAAGGAGGACUGCUACAGCACAGACGAUAAGGUUGUGGCCACUUCGUCGGUGCAACCCACCACAGAGCCCUGGGUGCAGUAUCCGUCGUUCUGCACGGUGAGUACCUGCCAAGCAGUUCCGAUCCUGUGCUCCGGAAUAUUCCUGCUGUCUAAACACGAGAUCCGCAUCGAAAAAUUACAGCACGGGUGCAGGGUUUCUGUGCUUGUGGCGGAUGAGGCUAUUGCAUCGUGGGAGACAGAUGCAGAUACUGGGGAAUUUAUCUCGGAAAAAUGGCGCAAAAACUAUCUUUUGGAUAAAUUGCGGCUGCUGAGCAAAUUCCUGGCCACAACAGCACGGUUCUCUGCAAAUGUCACCUUGGCCAGCACAACAACCGACCAGCUGAUCCAGCGGCUGUGCAACAACCCUCGCGACGAAUGA
Ogataea philodendri is the source of this 2700-nucleotide messenger RNA. RefSeq lists its product as uncharacterized. Gene Ontology annotation, molecular function: DNA-binding transcription factor activity, RNA polymerase II-specific; zinc ion binding. The record is from RefSeq and is a predicted model, not a curated record. Gene Ontology annotation, biological process: regulation of DNA-templated transcription. The coding region runs from base 1 to 2700 and encodes 899 amino acids. NCBI's taxonomy places the organism in Eukaryota, Fungi, Ascomycota, Pichiomycetes, Pichiales, Pichiaceae. The transcript has a single exon.